GAUGGCGGCCGCUCCGGCAACAAGGGUCGCGGCAAGACGGCCAGCAUCCGCUGCUCCAACUGCUCGCGCAUGUGUCCCAAGGACAAGGCCAUCAAGCGGUUCACGGUGCGCAACAUCGUCGAGUCCGCGGCCGUCCGUGACCUGAGCGACGCCUCGGUGUACGCUGAGUACGCGCUGCCCAAGCUGUACCUCAAGAUCCACUACUGCAUCUCGUGCGCCAUCCACGCCCACAUUGUGCGCGUGCGCUCGCGCGAGGGCCGCCGCAACCGCGACCCGCCCGUGCGCGUGCGCUACAACAAGGACGGCAAGAAGAUCAACCCGGCCGUCGCGCAGGCCCAGGCUGCC
Molecule: messenger RNA, 345 nt
Organism: Tilletiopsis washingtonensis
Lineage: Eukaryota; Fungi; Basidiomycota; Exobasidiomycetes; Entylomatales
Product: ribosomal protein S26e
Exons: 3
Biological process (GO): translation
Cellular component (GO): cytosolic small ribosomal subunit; ribosome
Molecular function (GO): mRNA binding; structural constituent of ribosome
Source: RefSeq, a predicted model, not a curated record